AUGAAAGUACUCAAAUAUCAAUUAGAAGAUAAACAUCAAGAAAAUGUUGACCUUAAAAAGAAUAUUACUCAACUUUGUUCAAGAAUUGAUAACUUUGAAUCAUUAAUUAAACAUUUACAAGCAUCAUUGGAAGCAACACAAAAUCAAUUAUUGGAUACGAUCAAUGAUUUGAAUAUACUAAAAAAGAAUACAAAUAUGGAGGGAUUGGAAAUUGUGGAUUUAAAGAUACCACAGUUAAAAUGCAAGGGUACGUUUACGGGACACAAUGGACCUAUAUGGUGUAUGACAGUUACGAGUGGAUUGUUGAUUAGUGGGUCGUCUGAUACGACUGUCAAGAUUUGGGAUUUGGUUACGUUAAAGUGCAAGACGGUAUUACAAGGACAUACGGGGAUUGUACAUACGCUAGCAGUAUGUGGAAACCGUUUGUUUUCAGGGUCGUCAGACCAAACCAUUAGAGUAUGGGAUCUAGAGACAUACGAGUGUCUAUCGGUUCUCACUGACCACGACAAUACUGUAUGUGCGUUGGUUGUGGCUGCUGGACAUCUCUUUUCAGGUUCCUAUCAACAUAUUCGUGUUUUCGAUCUUGAAACCUAUGAAUGUGUUCAAUCACUCAAAGGACAUAAUCACUGGGUACGUGCACUCACCGUAUCGGGUGGUUACCUCUAUUCGGGUGCCUAUGACGUUGUUAAAAUCUGGGAUUUGGGUAAUUUCGAGUGUGUUCAUACUAUUCAGGGUGGCUGUGGUAGUAUCUAUUCGUUGGCCGUCUCUAAUCGUCGUCUGUUGGCAGGUACCUAUGAAAAUACAAUCGUCGUACUCGAUCUCGACAAUUACCAAAUCAUUCAAAAAUUGGGCGGUCAUAUCGGCGCCGUUUACACGUUGGCUGUCUCUGGACAGCGUUUCUUUUCCGGUUCCUAUGAUUCCACCAUCAAGGUUUGGGAUCUAAACUCUCUUAUUUGUGUUCAAACUUUAAAUAGACAUACCUCAUCUGUUGAAUCGGUCGUUGUUCAUAGUGGUUGUCUAUUUAGUGCUUCUGCUGAUAAUUCAAUUAAAGUUUGGAGAUAA
This is a messenger RNA of Cavenderia fasciculata, 1062 nucleotides long. RefSeq lists its product as uncharacterized. Gene Ontology annotation, molecular function: protein binding. Bases 1 to 1062 code for a protein of 353 amino acids. The transcript has 2 exons. Lineage: Eukaryota; Evosea; Eumycetozoa; Acytosteliales; Cavenderiaceae. The record is from RefSeq and is a predicted model, not a curated record.